UACGAUAACAAAUAGCAAUAUGGGCGAUAUGGGUGAUGGGAGGUUCAUUCGGCAGCCAAUGCAGGCCCAUUGUAAACUUCGUCCAAACCCCUCCACACACCUCUACUACUUAUACAUAUCCCAUCUCCUUCAAUUCUCCAUCUUCCCCACUCUGCCUCUCUUUUUCCUCUCCCCCUCAAUCUCCCCUUUACCAGGCACUCAUGAGUCACCACCAAGGUCCAGUAACCGCAUAUCCCCCACCCAGCCAUGUCUAUCCACCUCCGACUCCAUAUCCUCCACCAGGUCAGGUGUAUCCACCGCCACCAUCGUGGGAGGGGCAGCAUCAAGUUAUCUAUGUUGCAGCGCCGCCUCCAGUGGGGUACCCCAUGAGAGAUGGUGAAGGGCACCCACAAAAUCACCGUCCGGUUGAGACCAAAAGCAGGGGUGACGGCUUCUGGAAAGGAUGUGCUGCUGCCUUGUGCUGCUGCUGUGUCUUGGACUGCUGCUUUUAACUGAUCUGAACUGCUUUUGUAACCCUCGCCUCCUUUCACAUUGGAGAAGGGGACCCAGGUCUUACCCCCUAUUGUAUUCUUUAGCAUUGAUUAAGAUGGAGAUCUCAAAAUUAUUAAGUUGUU
Messenger RNA from Vitis vinifera (wine grape), 614 nucleotides. RefSeq names its product cysteine-rich and transmembrane domain-containing protein B-like. The transcript is spliced from 3 exons. The coding region runs from base 36 to 491 and encodes 151 amino acids. NCBI's taxonomy places the organism in Eukaryota, Viridiplantae, Streptophyta, Magnoliopsida, Vitales, Vitaceae. Gene Ontology annotation, cellular component: plasma membrane. The record is from RefSeq and is a predicted model, not a curated record.